CACAAUUUACAGCACCUGCUGCACUCAGGUGCCUCAUUAGCCAUAAUUAUGACAAGAGUGAGGAGACUCAGGUUUAAUCCUACACUAGGAACCACUUUCAGCUUUUGUGGGACUUUGCUAAGGCUACUCGCCUCUGUGCAGUGCAUUUUCUUUUCUCUAAUGGCGUGUAGAGAGAGCAGGGGCGGUGUAGUUUUACUGUGUAUUGGACUUUUAGUGUUUGUGACAUCACUUUGCCACUGUACAAAACCAACCAGAUUGAAGGCUUUGGAUAAUUUAAAAGAGAGCUCGAUGCAUAUUCAAAGUCAAGCUAAGGAAAGUCAUCAGCAUCAUGGAAGACUCUUGAUUGGGCAAAACUUGCAGCAAGAUGCCAAUCUCAAUGGAACCAAUACUACAAACAUGUUUAAUAUUGAAACAGAUUACCAAGCAGAUAUGGGCUGGUGGCAGAGCAAGGAACUGAGUGGACAAGGUGGCAAGCAGGAACCAGGCGUUGCAGCAACACAACAUGUUCUUGAAAUGGAUCCACGGGUUGAAUGCACAGGAGAUUCAAUGAAACUGCUUGUUCAAGGAGCAACUUCCCCUCCUGACUCUCUCCUCUUUGUGGACAGGGGAGUUCAGUUGUCUCCCCUGUCUAUGUCCAAGUUGCCUUCAAGCUGUGGUUACACCAUCAGAUCAACUCGUACAGAUCUCCUCUUAAUUGCACCUUAUGAUGGCUGCUUUGUCAUACUUGAGGAGAACAACUAUGUGCUCCCAUUGCUUUGGUGGGGACUUCCAGUGAGGAUGUCAUGUCCAAUGAUAACCCACCCAUCACCAAACCCACCAAUGGUCACUUGCCAUGCUGGGGGCAUGGUUGUGAAAAUAGACGGGACAAAUUCUGCCUCUAAGAUCAAAGUUAAAGUGAAUGGAAAUUGGGAGCCAUUACUAAAGGCCUCACAGAGAUGCAUCUUUGGUGUAGUGGAACAUCCUGAAGGCGUGGUAAUCUCUGUACACUAUACACCAUGCCUGCAAAAGAAGGACGGACUGUACACUCUGGAACUAGCUAUGGAAGGGCAAACAAAAGUUUCAUGCCCACUGCUUUUAUUGGCUCAAAGUGAAGUUACCAAGGGUUAUCAACAGCAAAUGGAAAUGCCAAGAAAGGGGUUGUAUUCCACUACCUCAGAUGCUACUUCAGUCCAUCCUACAAAACAAAGUGCUCAUCAGGUUCCUGAGUUUCCCAAGUACCCACAGAUUCCCAACAGACAGAGUCAGGUUCCCAAGGAAACUGGUUAUUCUAGAUUUCCUUAUUCUCCUUUCUUCCCAAAUUACCUUUACCCUCACCAUACAAAUCCAGACAGUCUGCCUACGGUUAAGCCAAUGAGUCCUACCACUGCAUCUCCAGGUGGCAAACCUACAGGCAAAAAUGAGCAAGGCUUGAAUCGGUUUCAUUCUUUGUCAUAUCUUCCUGGGCCCCUCCCUAGCCAAUCACCAUUCACCAAGUUCCCAGCAGGUAAAGAUCAGCAUUUCCAUCAAAAUCCUUCCAAUCGUCCACCAGGGCUUCCUCAGAAACCAUCUGCAAACCAACCUAAGGAUCAAGAACAGAGGCCUCUUCAACCGUUUCUGUAUUGCAUGCAACCUCCAGCAUCUCAUGGUCACAAUGUUCAUCCGUUGUGUUUUGACAGAUUACCGGAGAACCCAGAUUUAUUGCAUCCUGCCUUUUCUGAGAAUCCACAUGGUGAUUUAUACCAACCAUUCUACCUCUUCUAUACCCAGCAGCACAUGGGCUCAAAACCCCCUGGUGUUUCUCAGCCAUCAAAACCUGGAUUACCUCAGACCCAAGUACAUCAGCCAUUCUCCACACAGCAUUCAUCUCAAAAUCCCACUGUCACCUCUCAGACACCAUGGCCUGGAGUCCCUCAGGGCCAAGGACAUCAGCUUUUCUACCCAUUCUACAGCCAUCCAAAGCCAACCCCAAAACCUGCAAGUGACCCUCGGCCAUCAAAACCAGAAACGCCUAAGCCUCUGAACCCAUUCUACAAUAGACCAAAUCCAACACCAAAACCUACCGUUUCUUUGCCGCUGAACCCUGGGAUUCCUCGGGUCCAAGAAUACCAGCCAUUUAUCCCAUUCUUCAACAGACCAAAACCGUCUUGGCCAUCAGAGCCUGGAACACAUUUAAGGCCAGCACAGCAGCCUCUCCCUCAUCCUCAAAAUCCUGGACCUCAACAUCCAUCAAAGCCUACCGCCGAUCCUCAGCAACGGCUGCCUCAGUCCGCUCUAGGCCAGUUGUACCAUAUGUUCCACACGUAUCACACAUUCCCUAAACCACAGCCAGGUACGAAACCCCCUGGUGUUCCUCAGCCAUCGCAGCCUGAGAUUCCUCAAAAACCAUCCCAUCCCCAGCCAAAGCCAGGAAUGCAAACACCUGCAAGCUCUGCUCCUCAGUUAGUGCAGACUCCAGCUCAUCUGGACCAGUUUCACCAGGAAAUGUGUCUGUAUUCACAACUUAUGGCAAACCACCCCACAGCAGGUGAAAAUAUUCAGGGACAAGCAUAUGGACCUUGUUACCCGUACAUGACACAGGGUCCUAAAAAAGAAUAUGGAACUCGGUUAAAAAAUCCAGGGCAAAGUUUUCAGUCUCAUAAUGUCAAGCCUUUCCAGACGAACCCCUCUAACGUUUUCUCCUACUCUCAGCAGCCCCCCUACUUCCCACCUAUCCCUGCUUCUACUGGGCAUCCACCGGUCUCUACUCCUGCCAAAAACCAGAAACACCCAGGCCCUCCUAAUCUACAAAUGGGUAAUGUUGGUAUUCCUUCUAAAGUCCCACAGGCCAGUUCUCCACAAAUGUCAUCUCUGUAUUGCCCUCAAAUUUGUCCCUCUGGAUUUGGUAACUGUUGUCUACAAAUAUCUUUUCAUCAACAUCUCCAUAUUGUUCCUGCUGGGUUUGAUGGUAAAGAAUUCGAGUUUCACACUGGUCUGCCAUUUGACUCUUCUAUUAUGUAUAAUAACUUUGGAAAUGGCAUGCAACCAGCCUCCCUCUCCCGAAAGCCCACAGAAGGAACAUUGCAAGCUGUGACAUCCCGCACCUCUGUACCUACGUCACCUCAGCUCCCUCCAGUGGCAGAUAAAAAGCAUCCACAACAACAACCACCAGAUGGCAACCCUGCUGCACCACCUGGAAGUAGUCCCAGCAAUACUGCAAAUCUCCAAAUGCCAGUCAAUCCUUACUUUCAAACGGACAUGCACCUUCCCCACUUUUUAUAUAAGCCACAGUAUCAUGAUCUGCUAAUGUUCCAGCAAGGCAAAUCUCCAGCUGAUGCCGAUCCAUCUAAACUUUGGGCUUCAGGUCAUAAGCCCGCCAUACAGUAUGACCCAUCUAAGAUCCAGUUCCCCCAAACAGUCAACCAGCCAUUCAGUGGAAUUAAUCCAUACAGGCCAAGCUCAAAGUCCAAUCAGUAUCCUCGUCAUACAACAGAGCAGCAAAGUAAACCUUUAGACAAUGAACGUCAGGCACUAAAUGCAAAAUUUGGCGAUCAACAUCAGAUUAAUUUUUUCUCUCCUUACUACAUGCCUCGGGAUGCUCCAGAGCCCACUGAUAACAAUUCUGUUGCCCCCAACAACUCUCAGGAAUCUGAGGCUGGCUUGAACUCAACUGAGCAUGGACAGACUCUGAGCUCUCACCUUGAAUCACAAAGUUAUGUCCUGCUACAGUACGGUCCGCCGGGUAGGGAUCACAACAGUUACAGAGAAUCACCAGUCCCUCUGAGUGAACUGGCUCAAACUGCAAAGUCUGAGACCUUGAAUUUAGCAAGACCCCACCAUACUAAUCCUCAGAAUUUGGAGUCCAUACAAGAAAAAGGCCAACAGAUCACGUGGUUGGGUGAAGGAAUAUCUGUUCCCUUGCCAAGUAAUGUCAACUAUUUGCAUAGGCUUGAUGAUUCCAGUUUGCCUUCAUUUUCUACUGCCCCAGAUGAAUCCCAUCGGUUGUUCUCCGAAGAAUCUUUCAGGGCCGUGCACUCAAAGCCUGAAACUCACAAGCCCUUUGAGGACCUUUUGAAAUCUUUGACACCCCCAGGCUCCAAUCAAAAGUUUCCUCUUCAUAUUCCAGGAACGGUGCUUCAAGAAUGGCACUCUGACCAGCCAGCAAAAGGAAAGAAUAAACCUGUCCAGAUGGAACAUGGAAAUAAAGGGUGAAAACUUCAUGAAUAAACUGUUCAGACAAACUGU
Menidia menidia (Atlantic silverside) is the source of this 4200-nucleotide messenger RNA. The record is from the annotation of a GenBank genome assembly. NCBI's taxonomy places the organism in Eukaryota, Metazoa, Chordata, Actinopteri, Atheriniformes, Atherinopsidae.